CCACACUCCUACUUUAUGUUGGAGCAUUUUAAGCUCUGCCUUGUUUCUUAUUACGUACAAGUGUUAUCCUAGGCAAUAUGGCGUUGCAGCAUACUCGGGCCUUUGCGGCCAGUUCGUCUUUUAAGUCAGCCGCGGCGCCUGUGCGUGUAAGCAGGUUCAGCCGCGCUCGAACUGUGCUUGUGGAGGCAAGGCAAUAUAGGAAGGCGCUCGGUGUGCUGGGCACCAAGGCUGGCAUGAUGUCAUACUUCACGGAGGAUGGCCUGUGCGUUCCAGCUACCGUAAUUGCACUAGAGGAGGGCAAUGUGGUCACCCAGGUGAAGACGCAAGAUACCGAUGGCUACAACGCCGUGCAAGUGGGAUACAAGGCUGUGGCAGAGAAGAAGGUCACUAAGCCAGAGCUCGGACACCUUAAGAAGUCGGGCGUAAAGCCGAUGAGGCACCUGGUAGAAUUCAAGCUUAAGGACCGCGCUGCCGUGGAAGCCUACCAGCCAGGGCAGGAGCUAGAUGUUGCCGCGCUCCUCAAGGAGGGCGAGACCGUGGACGUGGCGGGCGUCACAGUAGGAAAGGGCUUCCAAGGCACCAUCAAGAGGUGGCACCACAAGCGCGGCGCCAUGACCCACGGUUCCAAAUCCCACCGCGAGCAUGGUUCCAUUGGUGCGGCCACUACCCCCUCGCGUGUCCUCCCGGGCCUGAAGAUGGCGGGCCAGAUGGGCAACGUGCGUGCCACUGUGAAGAACCAGACGCUGCUCAAGGUGGACACCGAGCGCCGCGCGCUGGUCGUCAAGGGCUCGGUGCCGGGCAAGAUGGGCAACGUGGUGGAGGUCACGCCCGCCAAGCUGGUGGGGGUCAACUGGUGAAGAGGCCGCGACGGGCGAGCAGAGGAUGCACGAGGGCAUGGGCGGGGCGCAUGAGGUGAUGACGUGUACGCUUGGAGCUGGCUGGGGCGCAACCAGCUGGUUGUUGGGGUUGUUAGAUGGGGCAUGUGAGUAGCUUGUUGCCGCUCGUUUACACGUGAG
Molecule: messenger RNA, 1016 nt
Organism: Astrephomene gubernaculifera
Lineage: Eukaryota; Viridiplantae; Chlorophyta; Chlorophyceae; Chlamydomonadales; Astrephomenaceae
Source: the annotation of a GenBank genome assembly